This is a messenger RNA of Moneuplotes crassus, 1714 nucleotides long. NCBI's taxonomy places the organism in Eukaryota, Ciliophora, Spirotrichea, Euplotida, Euplotidae. The record is from the annotation of a GenBank genome assembly.
AUGAACGAAGUGACUGAGGUGUACACCUUUGGACAAAAUAACUAUGGAGAACUUGCUCUUAAUGAUAACAAAGAAAGGUUAGUCCCAACUUUAGUUGAGAAUUGAAAAGACAUGAAUAUUAUUUCAGUAGCAGCAGGAAAUGAGCUUACACUUGUGCUUACCGAAUCAGGUCAGGUCUAUUCUUCAGGAUUCAAUGAACCUGGGGCUUCCAGUGUAAUUAAUAAUUCCUACGCUUCAGCUCAUAGUAGUGUUAACACUCUUAAGCUUGUGGAGAAGCUGGAUAAACAUAUUGUGAAGAUAUAUGCUAAUAAUGGCUGAGAACAUAUUAUAGCAAUUAGUUCGCAAGGGGAGGUAUUUGCUAUGGGUUAUAAUGCCAAAGGCCAGCUCGGUAUUGGAGAUACAAAGUUUACAUCAACUCCAACACCAAUCGCUGCUUUUACAUCUAAAUUUGUGACCACAGUCGGUUUGUCUUAUUAUCAUACUGUGUUCUCGUGAGGAGAUGAUCUAGAAACUUAUUCUUGUGGAAGGAAUGAUCAUGGUCAACUUGGCUUAUGACAUACAAAAGAUAUAACAGAGCCAACCUUGUUAGAAACACUUCAAGGAAAGAAGGUCAUAUCCAUUGGCUGUGGACAGUACCAUACUCUUCUGGCAACCAACCUGAGCGAAGUAUAUUCAUUUGGAAGGAACGAUAGCGGCCAACUUGGGCUAUCCUACAAGGUGGAUUCUAAAAAUACACCUACUAAAAUUGAAGGAAUGUUCAGCUCAAAGGUUUCAUGUGGUUACUAUCAUUCUUUAGCCAUCACAUCAACAGGGAAGCUGUACUCUUGGGGAAGGAAUGACUCUGGUCAACUCGGCCAUCCGGACAAAAGCAAGCAUUUUGAGCCCACUAAUGUGAAAGAAUUUGAUGAAACCGAGGUUAUUGACAUUGCGUGUGGAUGAUAUCAUAGUUUAGCACUUACUUAUGACUAUAAAGUAUAUACUUUUGGAAGAAAUUGUCACGGCCAACUUGGAAAUAAUACAAAGAUUUCAGAAUUCAUACCUACUCAGCUAAAGGAGAUCGAGCAUCGAAAAGUCAUUCAAGUGGCAGCUGGAUUCUACCAUUCGGUUCUACUAGUGAGUCAAUCUCAAGAAGAUGAGCUUGCCAAUGACCUUAAGAGUUUGCUGAAUAACCAAGAGUUCAGUGAUAUCACAUUCGUAGUUGAAGGUAAGAGAAUCCAUGCUCACAGGUGAAUCCUAAUGGCAAGAAGUGAACCUCUACAAAUGAUGGUCAAUGGGCCUAUGAGGGAAAGCUACGAGGAAUCGAUUGUGAUUGAAGAUGUUACGUACGACUGCUUCAAUGCCUUCCUCCAGUUCUUGUACACUGAUGAAGUGCCUGCACUUCGUGAGAAUGACAUUGACGUAGAGAUGGUCAUCGAGCUGAUGUCCAUUGCUGACCAAUACCUUGUUGAUCAUUUGAAAAUCUUAUGAGAGAAGGCAAUUGAGAGAAACAUCAAGGUUAAAAAUGUAAUUUUUAUGCUCAACGAAGCAUACAAGAGAGACAUGAUUUCUUUGAAAAAGAAAUGCAUUUCUUUUGCAUUGAAGCAUUUUUCCGAGGUAAUUAUCCAGAAUGAUUUUCUGGACCUCCAGAAAAUCAUCCUCAAGGAUAUAUUCAAGAAUGCUUCAAGGAAAGGAGUCUUUGUCAAAGAUGUUUCUGGCUAAAUCGAAUUAUUUUCAA